Messenger RNA from Miscanthus lutarioriparius, 1533 nucleotides. The record is from the annotation of a GenBank genome assembly. Lineage: Eukaryota; Viridiplantae; Streptophyta; Magnoliopsida; Poales; Poaceae.
AUGGCAGUGGCAGGCUGGUCGUCAUCUUGGAUCUGCGGUGGAGAGGACAUCGGGCAGCUCACUGUCGCGUCCCCGUGCGUGCAGAGGACCAUCAUAGACUGUGUCAAUGUGGUCCUGCUCGUCGCGUACGUCUCCACGCUGACGGCCGCCUGCGUCAGGCAGCGGCAGUGCGCUGCAGCUGCAAGCAGCAGGAGCGGCGCUCCUGGGUGGGUGCUGCUCGUCGUCUCCACGUGCUGCGUGGCGGCUGCCGUGGCGUACGGUGUCACCGAUCUCCAGGACACCUCCGACGUCAAGGCGGCGGUUCCUUACUUCGUCAGGGGCCUGGUCUGGAUCGCGCUGGCGGCAUCGCUGCAUGUCCAGCCGACGAGGCCGGCGAGGGCCGUGGCCGUGCUCUGGUGGGCGCUCUUCUCGCUGCUGGUCACCGUGUACAACGCGGAGAAUCCUUGCCAGGGGCCACAGCGGCCUGGACCUCGCGGAGAUGAUCGCGUGGCCGGUCAACCUCCUGCUGCUCUGCGCCCUCGGCUCCCUGCUGCCGCGGGACCACGGGCACCACCAACGGGACGCAUCCAAUGGCAGCAGCGGCUUGUCGGAGCCUCUGAUCGGCAAAGACCGAACCGUGCCAACCUCGGAGCUGUACCGCACUGGCCUAUUCAGCCAGCUUGCCUUCUCUUGGUUGAACCCUCUGCUCCGUCUCGGCCGUUCCAAGGCUCUGGACCUCAAGAUAUCCCGCUCAUCGUCGACGAGGACACCGCCCACCACACAUCGCGGAAGUUCAGCGAGGCCUGGAGCCGCCACGUGAGUGACAAGGCCAGGAGCCGCCAGAGCGUGGGCAGCAACAGCCUCGCCCUUGUCUUGUACAAGUGUUUCCUCGGCGAGAUCCUGUUCACCGGCUUCUACGCCUUCAUGAGAACGGUGUCCACAGCAAUUGCCCCCUUGCUGCUCUUCGCGUUCGUGUGGUACAGCAACCAGGAGGAGCGAGACCUCCGGGUCAGCCUGGCCCUUUUCGGCAGCCUGCUGCUCACCAAGCUCGUUGAGUCGUUGUCGCAGCGGCACUGGUUCUUUGACUCGAGGAGAACUGGGAUGCGUAUCCAGUCAGCGCUGAUGGCGGUCAUCUUCUGGAAGCAGCUCAGGCUGUCCAGUCAGGGGAGGAGCAACCAUUCCACUGGCGAGAUCAUCAACUACAUUGCGGCGGAUGCAUACCGGCUUGGCGACGCCAUCAGCUGGCUGCACAUGGGGUGGAGCUCGCCACUUCAGCUGGUCUUUGCCGUUGCCACGCUCUUCUGGGCACUCAAGCUUGGGGCUCUUCCUGGUCUAGUCCCCCUAGUCAUCUUUGGCUUCCUCAACGUGCCAUUCGCGAAAAUGCUGCAAGGGUACCAGGCCAAGUUCAUGGUUGCACAGGACGAGAGGCUCAGGUCGACGUCUGAGAUACUUAACAGCAUGAAGAUCAUCAAGCUGCAGUCAUGGGAAGACAAGUUCCGCCACACGAUCGAGUCACUCAGGGACGGGGAGUUCAAAUGGCUGAGACCCAAAUGA